This is a messenger RNA of Ceratina calcarata, 7828 nucleotides long. RefSeq names its product puratrophin-1. The coding region runs from base 524 to 6190 and encodes 1888 amino acids. Gene Ontology annotation, molecular function: guanyl-nucleotide exchange factor activity. Lineage: Eukaryota; Metazoa; Arthropoda; Insecta; Hymenoptera; Apidae. The record is from RefSeq and is a predicted model, not a curated record. The transcript is spliced from 24 exons.
UCGACAGUCCACCCUGCAAUCCCCAUCGCGGUUGUAUCCACCCUCUUGCACUUUUUCGCGAAGUGUCCACCGAAACCCAAUCAACCGAUUUAAACAAAUCGGAUUUCUUAAAAAUGGAUUUCUGAGUCUCGAUAUAAAAAUUGUAAAGUAAAUCUUAAUAAUAGAGUUAUAAAUAAAUGGAGAAGUACAUCAGUGCUACGGCCAUUUGCAUUUAUCAAAAAGUAUCUCUUAGGUUAUGGUAUUACAGUAAGAAUGUGGCGAGGAUGAGUGACUAUGUGUGAAGAAUCAGUGAUGAAAAGAAGAUUUGGUUUCUGUAAACAAAUCCCUUUCUAGGGCCCAAAGGCCCUGCAAGGCCCAAAAUAAAUAUAGAUUCUAUUCUAGUUGACUAAAUGAAGUGAAAAGAACAAAGAGGAAACUAAGUUUCAAUUAAAACAAGAAUGAAGACUACAAGGUGGGAGAAGUGGUUGGAUCUGAUCAAGUGUUAGUUGUGCGGUGGAAUAAAAAGAAAGAGGAUUGGGCCAGGAUGAGUCACUUUGACUGGAAGUUACUGCGCCGGAAGAAGGUGACACCAGCCGACCGUUGCGGACCCGAAAAGGAAGAGACUUGGAGGCUAGCUUAUGACCACGAAGACUUCGACCCUGGAAAAGACUCCUUGCACCCGGAAAACCAGGACCCGACCCCGACUCCAACCACAGCAUCCUCCCUUCCAUCGGACUCUACAGAGAACCCGGAGAAUCCACGUUACCAAGACACCCGGAAGAGCAAAACAAAGAAAGUGAAGAACUACCUUCGGAAAUAUAAGAGCGCUCUCUCCAAAGACGACACAGAGAAAAAAAAUCGAACUGAUCAGUGUACUUCUUGGUACCUCGAAGAUCAAGAAGCCGACUUCUACCACCAAAGUUCAAAAAAGUCAAAUGAAAAUGAAAGUUCAGAGGCUGGAGGGACUCAAACAAAGUCAAAAACUGAAGUCACUAGCAGGGGAAUAACAGAAGAACUUCAUUCCAAUCGUCAAAAUACCAAAACUCUUUCAAAUCCCCAAAAUUCGAGAAAAUCACAAGAAAAUGUAUCAGAAGAUAAUAGCAGGCGAAUAAGCGAAGAACUAGAUCCCCAUCCCCAAAAUCCUAAAAAUAAUAAAAAUCCAAGAAAAUCACAGGAAAAUAUACUAGAAGCCACUAAUAAGGAAAUAAUAGAACAAAACUCUUAUCCCACAAAUCCUCGAAAUCCGAAAAAAUCGUCAAAAAACGUACUAAAAACGACUAGCAGGGAAACAAGAGAAGAACUCGACUCCCAUCCCGAAAAUCCCCGAAAUUCGAAAAAAUCACAAGAGAACGUACUAGAAUCCACUAGCAAGCCAAUACGAGUAGAAGAAAAGGAUGUAGAUCCUAGAACUUCGCUUAAUAAGUUUAAAACCGGUUUCAGUGGUUCAGAAAAUUGUCAGACCGACCCAAAAUUCGAUUUUGACGAGAGUACAGACGUGUCAAGUAUUAAUAUAUUAAAACAUUGUGCUACGGAAACUAAAAGUGAGUUUGUAGACAGUUUAGGGGAAUUCGAGGACCUAAAGAAACUCGAGGAGAUUCUUGAGGAAGGGGUAACUAGUUUUGGGGAUGUUGGAGUGGGGAAGGGAGGGGAUGAAGCUCAUAGGAGCAGGUCUUCGUUGUAUGAAGAUGCUAGUGAUAAAGAUUUAACUGAAGUGGUCUUGGGGAGGGAGAGUGGGGAGAAGAAGGACGCAUCGUUGGAGACAUUGAUUACUGAGGAUUCGAAUUUGAAUAAGUGUGACUCAAAUGAUACUUUGAUUGCUGAUGUGGUUAGUGGGGAUAGUUUGGAUAAGGAGGAGAAGGAAGAGGGGAGCAGGAUCUGUACAGUUGGGAAUCGAGGGGACGUGGCCACUUUGGUGAGGGGCCUUCUGGGUCCCAUUUAUGGCGACGGUGUCAUCGAUCUGCUGAUUAGACAGGCGAGGGAUAUCCUCGUUUGUGCUUAUCAUGGAAAUUUGGAUUGCUUCCUCAAGAGUUAUUUAUCUCCUGCUGCUGCAUUACUGGAAGAGGUCAAGUCGGUAGCUGCUGAAUUGGGCAACGAGUCGGUGGUACCGGAGGGCUGGCCGUUGACCCUAGCCAAACGAGGUCUCAUUCUACAGUUGGGUGAGUUGGAGACCUCGUCGUUGAGGCUUGGGGAAUGUUACCUUUGUGUCAGGGCCGCGAGCGGCCACGACUCAGACUCUGCACCCACGAAAAUUGAGAUUGCAGUGGUUUGGCGAGCGACGUCGAUGAGGGCCCCGCGGUUCCUCGGUUGGGACCGCGAGGAGGAGUUCAUGGACUGGCGGCAGGUGUCGCAGAAGCUCUCCCCAGCCCCGUCAACAUCCGAACCGUCACGAAGCAUGCGACCCCGGCGAAGGUCCCGCGAGUACGUCCGAAAAUCCUCAUUAACCGACCAAAACCACCACCACCACCAUCACCGAGUCAACAGAGAGGAGACUCGUUCCAUCGACCGGCUGGAAUGGAAGACCGAUCAACCGGACGCCGGCCACGCUGUGACGAAGUCCAGAUCGACGUCCAGCGUCGGUAACUGGGAGGAGAACGAUUCUAGUCCCUCUAACAAUGAAACUCGGGUGAACGUAAACCGAUGUGCCAAGGUGGUGUUGUCUAGCACCAUGGAAAAGUGGAAGGAAACCAAUCGGUACGAGACCAAGAGCAAGAGUUUGAAGCCUGAGGAUUUGAAGACACCUUCAAGGCUGGAAGAAGCAUUGGACAAUAAGAAGGAUUUGGAGGAUAGAUUGAAUAAUUUAAGACAUGUCGAUGAUGUGAAUGACGAAGAGUUGCCUGCGUUUAUUGGCAAUCUCUUAGUGUCCGUUGAGAGGAAGAUUGAAAGGGUUUCCUUGGACAAUUUCACGUUCCCCUGUCCGGCAUGUAGGAAUAUUGAUACGGACGACCCUCUGUUGGCCUGCAAGUGCGCUGGUGAUGAGGAUAAUGAUUUGGUGAAGGAUGAAGGGAGGAGCUUUGAAAUCGCCGGGAUCAAGCAUAUCGAUAGCGACGAUGAAGAGGAGGUGCGCAUGGGAUUCGGAACGAAGAGGAGGGACGAGGUGGCAGCGGCGGCCCGUUCCAUUCACGACUUGCCAGAACGAGUUCUCGUCUGCGGCCUCACGCUACCCGGAUGCGUCGAUGUGGAUGGCAGACCUGUACUCGACUUUCUGGACGACGGAGCCCGGAGAGAGGGCCUAACAGCGAAGGAUGUCGCGUCAUUCUUGUUGUAUCUAACUCGUUUACCCAGUUCCGAAAGCGUGAGAAACGGGUACACGAUUCUAAUCAGGAGCCUCACAUAUGAUGGCGUUGAAUUUGUCGACGGGGUCUUAAAUCUUGUACAGGGACGAGUUGAUGUGUUCCAGGCGUUGGUUUUGAAAAGCGACGAUUCCAAUGAGGAUCAAUUAAUACAAAGACACGUCAAGACUAUUACAGUGGACGAAAAGGGACUGAAGGACUACAUUCCAACGUACCAGCAGCAUAUCUACGACCAUUCGCAGUGGAUCGCGUUUUAUAAGGAGUACGACUGCUUAAUGACGGAAUGGCAGGCCGCGGGUCGAAGGCUGGCCCUAGAAAUGUCGGAGCUGAAGGAGUCCGGUAGUCUCUCAAGCGCAUUAACGCCAUUAGGUCGGCUUCUGACUGAUCCAAACCUCAGGAGGACAUCUAGGGACGCCGAAGAUGCGAUCUCUGUUCUAGAGGAACGCGCGGCUCCUCUCUUUCACCUCGAUUACAUCAAGUUGUCGGUGAAACGAGCGAGGAGGUUGGUGGAGGAAGUGAGCAAAGCAGCGGCGCGGCUGGAAUCCUCGUUCGAGUCUCGCAGGGCGACGAUUAGAAACCUCGCCGUGUUAAGGAGCAUUGAGGACCAAGCACACGAGGUGCUGUCCUGGUUUUGCAAAAAGGGCGAGGACGUGUUGUCGAAGCACGGGCAACUCACGGCCACCAAUUUGUCGACUGCCAGGCUGCACGAAAGAGAGUUCGAGAAGUUCUACUUCACGUCCAUGAGGCACUUAGACAAGGGCAGUGACCUGGCAGAGGCAGCCAGCGCCAGUGGACUCCGGGAACUGGCCCGUUCCCUAAAGCACCACCUACGCGGCUUCGGUUCCCGAUUGGAGGACAAACGCGAGUACCUCGAAGACACCUCGAGAUGCUGUCUCCUACAGGACAGGGCGUACGAGUGGGCCCAGGAGGCUCGCCUUGCGGGAGAGCGGGGGGCUCAACAAUUUCUAAUGGCUAGGCCCCCCCUGCCACCGGAACACUUCGCGGAGAUGAUGACCCUAGCUGAGAAACUCGGGAAUGAAAUCUUAUUGGAACAGUGUAGUAUCGCCCGUAGCAAAUGUAUGGAGGCACUCGAGUUGGCCAGGGGUGGGUCUGACGCCGGUAGCCCAAGGAGAAGGUCCUAUGCCGCUUCCUCUGAUGCUACGAGCUGGGAGGACACCCUGGCUAAGAGAACGUCCUGGGAUGAUAGCGACAGCACCGCAUCCUACGCUUGCCCGAUGGACAGCGUUGGGUCGAGCAAGCAAGUUUUGGAUAACAUAGCUGAGCUGAGAGAAUCGGCGGAACAAUUAUUGGACUGUUCGCCACCGAGGAGCCCGGCGCCCCGAAGAUCGAUGUUGAAGCCACCAGUCAACUCCCAUUUACAUCGGUCAGCCAGCAUCGCGCCGGGAAUGAAAGCCAAGAAAACAAUACUGCUGAUCAUGAGGGAGAUGAUACAGACCGAACGAGACUACGUCAAGUCCCUCGAGUACAUAAUAGAGAAUUACAUCCCGGAGCUGGUGCGCGAAGACAUACCGCAGGCUCUCCGCGGGCAGCGGAACGUGAUCUUCGGGAACGUGGAGAAGAUCUAUGAGUUUCACAGCCAGCACUUCUUGAGAGAACUUGAACAAUGCGAGCAGUCGCCGAUGAACGUCGGCCAAUGCUUCCUGAGACACGAGAAGAAAUUCUAUUUAUACGCCCUCUAUAACAAGAACAAGCCGAACUCCGACUCACUUAUGGCAGAAUACGGAACGACGUUUUUCAAACAAAAGCAAUUGGAGCUAGGCGACAAAAUGGACUUGGCCAGCUACUUGCUGAAGCCAGUGCAGAGGAUGGGGAAGUACGCGUUGCUUUUGCAGCAGUUGGUAAAGGCUGGGACUGACUUGUCCGAGCAGAUGUCCGGGGAUGGAAAGGAUGAGAAGGAUGAUGGCAUGAAGCCUAUGGUUGAAGGCGAGGCUGACUUGAGGUCUGCAGAGCAGAUGGUUCGUUUCCAGCUCAGGCAUGGAAAUGACCUACUGGCUAUGGAUUCUCUUAGGGACUGCGACGUAAACGUGAAGGAGCAGGGUAGACUGUUGAGGCAAAAUGAAUUCCUGGUAUGGCAGGGCAAGGGCAAAAAAUGCUUGCGACAGGUCUUCCUAUUCGAAGACCUGAUCCUCUUCAGCAAGGCCCGACGAUUCCCCGACCGAAAGAAUCUGGAUAUAUACAUCUACAAGCACAGCAUAAAAACGACAGACAUUGGUCUGACAGCAGUAAUAGCUGACUCUCCAACGAAGUUCGAGAUUUGGUUCAGAAAACGUAAGCCAGGCGAUACUUACACGCUCCAGUGCGCCAGCGAGGAGAUAAAGAGAGCCUGGACGGAGGAGCUGAGCAACCUCCUGUGGAAACAGGCGCUGAGAAACAGAGAAGUGCGCCUGGCGGAGAUGUCGAGUAUGGGGAUUGGGAAUAAGCCUUGCCUAGACAUCAGGCCCAGUGCAGACCAAAUCAACGACCGGUCGAUCAGUGUUGCCCAAUUGUCAAAAACUCCGAGAUUCCGGAAUUCCAUCGCUGUGUCCACGUCUGACGACUCGACCCGCUGUAGUAGAAGACCUCACAGCGUGAUUUCCGUGAGUUCCUCGUCGAGCAGCGGUGGGAGCAGCGGGCCACCGACGACCUUGAACCUCGGCUUAGACACGAGCCCUCGUCCUCAUCAUCGAAGCACCACUCUUAACAGCCAGUGCAGCGUCGAAAGCGGGAUAAUCGCUGAUAUUUCGAUCGUGUCGGACGACGGCGGGGAGGGGACCGAGCGGAGCCAUUGGAACUCGAACCUCGAGAGUCCCACAACCACCUCCACGCCGCUGCAAUCACCGACGACCGCGACAGCGACUGCUUCUUCGUCCGAAAACAAUCUUUCGCCACCAUACGACCAAGACAUGUCCAUAAAUUUAUAAGCUUACGCUAUUUAGCUCGGAAGUUCAACGAGUCUGGCCAUUGACUAGCGCUUGAGUGAAUUGGCACAGAGUGAGCCAUUUUAAGGUCCCGAUAUCUGCAAAUUUUAAUAAUAAUUGUAACAGAAAAACUGUACAGAAAUUGGAGCCUUAAAUUCCUUAGAAUUUAUUCACGCCUGGAGGAUUGAACUCAUAUAUCGAGGGAAUAGUUUAUUAAGGGAUAUGUUUUAUUGUACGUAAGACCAAGAACUUUCCGCGGAUUGUAAUUAUUUUUUAAUUCCAUUACGAUUUAAAUGAUUUACUCGUACCAACGUACAGUUUCCCUAAUGAAUCUCGAUUUAUUUUUUGAUACGCUUCCACUAUCGGGGAAUGAUUUUUCGCAGGAGUAGAUGUGUAUUUUCUUAUCUAAUCUAAUCUUCACCGUGACGUGCUCAACGCUAAAGGAUCCAACACUGGAUCUCAUCUACAUUUGUACAGAAUUUUCAUUCGAUUCCGUUUGCCAUCGUGGUUUCUAAUUAAAAAUUGACAUUCCUCGUUCGCGGUUAUAUUAGUGUCCGGAUGUGUGGCCCCUAGGGCCACGUGUGGCUAUGUAUCUGGACACUAUUGCGAAUCAUUUCGUAUCAUCUUUUAUCAAAUUUCAGUCACCUCCGGAUCACCGGUCACACAUGGUCCAAAAAUCGUUGCGUGGCCAUAUAUCCGAACAUUACCAGAAUCGACACCGCCGUUUCACCAAUUUAUAGGAAUGUCAAAAAUCACGCACACAAUCAUUGUAAUAUAAUGUAAACAUUAGACUCGUAGCUCCAAUUACAUCUAAUAAUAAUAUUAAUUGUUUUCCUUUUUCUUUAAUACGAACAAAUAUUUUCGAUCGUUACAUGGUCGAACGUUUAUAAAAGAAGAUUUAUUUUAUUUAUUACUUCAAGGCAAUCAGCGAUUAUUAAAAUAAUUCUGCAUUGCCGGAUGUUAAUUAUUGUUGAAGGAAAGGUCUGCCAGGGUAUCGGAAACUGAUACCUUCGAAAUGGACAGAGCUUCGUUUCGCAGAUCGUAGCUUUAAGAUGAUUAUUAUUAUUAUCAUUAUCAUUAUUAUUAUCAUCAUUAGUAAUUUUGUAAACCUCCUCGGGCGACCUGGCCGAAUUUGUUUAUUUCUAUUCUUUGAAUGGCCAUAUAAUGUGUUUCGCGGGAGAUUCAGUUCGCCCAGGUGGUUCGAUUUAAUAAAAUUUAAUGAGUUAUACGGAGAAUCGCGAUCUGAUGAUAGGGGAUGAUUGAAUUUCAAUUAGGGUCGAUGUAGGCUAGGUUAGGGUUAACUCAGAUGCUGUUUAUGAUUAAUUAAUUUAUUCACUAAUUCGCCUCGAUUUCAUUUUAAUUAGUGUUUAAACGCUAGGUUAAGAUUGUAUAUAUUAUAUAUAUUAAUGUUAACGUGCAAAGCGCAGGAUUACGUUCUCAGUAUUUUACCGUAUUUGACACUAACUGAUGUAUUUUAUUACUUGCUGAAAUAUACUGUAUUGGGUGCCUUUUGUAGCGGAUCCCUCGGAUUUACCACGUUUUUCUAUAUCACUGAAAGUCGCAGGACCACUGACCACCGCCGACCGUUUCUGUUUCUAGUUUCUUGUCAACCUUUCGUAAUAAAUGUGAUUUAUAUUCAGA